Laetiporus sulphureus 93-53 is the source of this 878-nucleotide messenger RNA. Its product is annotated as NAD(P)-binding protein. Lineage: Eukaryota; Fungi; Basidiomycota; Agaricomycetes; Polyporales; Laetiporaceae. The record is from RefSeq and is a predicted model, not a curated record. The coding region runs from base 38 to 814 and encodes 258 amino acids. Gene Ontology annotation, molecular function: oxidoreductase activity. The transcript has 10 exons.
CGCUCACCACCAGAGAAGCUCUGAACAAGACAGCGUCAUGGCAGAGUUCUCUCCUCGCGUUGCGGUAGUCACAGGUGCCGCACAGGGCAUAGGCUUGAGCAUCGCGCUAAGGUUGGCUGAUGAUGGCCUGGACGUCGCAGUCAACGAUAUCGCAGCAAAGUCUGAUCAGCUACAGGAUGUCGUUGCGCAGAUUCAGGCGAAAGGCAGGCGAGCACUUUCGGUGCCCGGGGACGUUUCUCGGGAAGACGAUGUCCGAAAUAUGAUCGCAGUGGUGGUCGGUGAACUUGGAGGACUAGAUGUGAUGGUCGCCAACGCAGGCAUUGCGAUACACAAGCCUUUUGUGGAAACGUCUACCGAGGACUGGGAGCGCAUCAUAGCUAUCAAUCUACAAGGAGUCAUGCUAUGUUACAAGUACGCUGCUAUUCAGAUGAUCAAGCAAGGGCGUGGCGGAAGAAUUCUAGGAGCCAGCUCACAAGCUGGAAAGAAGGGUACCACAAAUCUCGCUGCAUACAGCGCAACGAAGUUCGCUGUGCGAGGCCUCACGCAGAGUGUCGCAUUAGAACUUGCCCCUUACAACAUCACUGUCAAUGCGUAUGCACCAGGCUUUAUCAUCACAGCGCUCGCGCACCAUCCGGACGAUGCACUUAAUGGAGGACCAGGGUCGACAGUCAAGAAGAUGUUCAACUUGCCACUCGACUCGCCAGAAGCCGGACCCGACACCAUAGCCAGCAUUGUGUCCUAUCUUGCUAAACCGGAGUCGCAUUUCAUCACUGGCCAAACGAUCUUAAUCAAUGGCGGUGUGACAUUCGAUUGAUCUGCUUCGACAGAACAGAACAUGCAAGCAAUCCAUCUAUGUAGUCAUGCAAAGCAAAAUGCUA